Microthlaspi erraticum is the source of this 579-nucleotide messenger RNA. NCBI's taxonomy places the organism in Eukaryota, Viridiplantae, Streptophyta, Magnoliopsida, Brassicales, Brassicaceae. The record is from the annotation of a GenBank genome assembly.
AUGACGAGGGUUUAUGUUGGGAAUUUAGACCCGCGAGUCUCCGAAAGGGAACUGGAAGAUGAAUUCAGGAUCUUCGGUGUUCUUCGCAGUGUCUGGGUAGCUCGUAGGCCUCCAGGCUACGCAUUCCUCGAGUUCGAUGACGAGAGAGAUGCUUUGGAUGCAAUCAGGGCAUUGGAUGGAAAGAACGGGUGGCGUGUGGAGCUUUCUCACAAAGAUAAAGGAGGUCGUGGAGGCGGUGGCCGUCGUGGCGGUAUUGAGGAUUCGAAGUGCUAUGAAUGCGGCGAGCCUGGACAUUUUGCUCGGGAGUGUCGCCGUGGUGGUCGUGGAGGAGGCUAUGGGAGGCGUAGAAGCCCUAGCCCUCGCCGUCGUAGGAGUCCGGAUUAUGGUCAUUCUCGAAGGAGUAUCAGUCCUCGUGGAAGAAGAUCUCCUCCUCCUCCAAGGCGCCGCAGUGUAACUCCACCUCCCCGUGGGCGGAGCUACAGCAGAUCCCCACCACCGUAUCGUGGUUCACGCCGUGAUGAUCCUCGCCGCAGAGACUCUCCCUACGGCCGACGUUCACCAUAUGCCAAUGGGGUGUGA